AUGAAUACUAAUAAAGGCUUAUUAUAUGAAAAUAAAACUAAGAAGUUAGAUUACGUUUUUACUGCAGAAGGAGUGAUAUGGUGGCAGAAGAUCGGAGAUGCCGCGAGUGUCCAGCUGUCUUUGGCUGUCAGUAAUCGAGUCGAGGCGCCCCGCGCCGUCGCGUUCCACUCCACGCUUUUAUCACCUUUUAAAUAUACCCCGCACCCACCCCGCACCCACCCCGCACACACCCCGCACACACCCCGCGACCACCCCGCACACACCCCGCACCCACCCCGCACACACCCCGCACACACCCCGCGACCACCCCGCACACACCCCGCACCCACCCCGCACACACCCCGCACACACCCCGCACACACCGCGCCAAUUCGCCCGCCACUCGCCGCGGCCGGCGUUGAUACAAUUAUUAACCCGAAAUUGCAAAAACGUAUUAUGAAAUUUACAUCCAAA
Messenger RNA from Brenthis ino (lesser marbled fritillary), 453 nucleotides. Lineage: Eukaryota; Metazoa; Arthropoda; Insecta; Lepidoptera; Nymphalidae. The record is from the annotation of a GenBank genome assembly.